GGAAAGAUUUAGCUUAAAAUAACAAUGUCUUGGGACUCGAAAUCCGUCACCAGACGGCGUCAGAAUAGCUCUGUGAGCUCUUCUAGAGCAUUACCACAUCACACCCGACAACUAUCAAAGCAGCCAGUGCAUCCCAGGUCUCACCAUGUUACUGACCCUUUUCUCGAUAGCUUCCUCUCUCCGUCAUUCAACCCCGCCGAAUACCUCAAUGCCUCCCUCCCGCCGCUCCAGACAUCAGCCCGUUCGACCGACGGUACAGUACCUUUAGCAGAGCUAUCUACUCAAGCUCAGACGCAAUUGUCCCAGUUAAAUGCUCACACGACAAGGCUUACGAACACUUUGACACAAUUGACUGAUGAUAUCCUACGAAGCGGAAGCCGGUUGGCAUAUGAAGUUGAACUCCUUAGAGGCGAGACAUUGAGUCUUUCGGAGACAUUGUCAGAAGGUCUACAUGAAGACAUCGCGAAAUUUAUUCCGAGUGGCAUACAAGAAAAGCAAGAUGCCAAAGCAAGCGGGAGCAAUCAAGCUAGCUCUAGACGUGCUUCCGAAGCUAUAGCACCCACAAAUCUAGAGUCUGUUCCACCGAAUGGUAACAACCAAGAUCCACCGUACAUAAGUCAACUUCAAACCUUGACAUUAGUACGUUCGCGACUGGACACUGUCGUUAAGACAUUUGGUGAAGCUAUGGAAUUUGUGUUUCCACCCUCGGAGCUUUCUGUCAGCUCAUCCUUCCUGUCCGUUUCCGCGCCGGAGCCUGGAAAAGAAGCGCAUAGCACGGAAGAAAAAGGACAGCAAGUUCUCAAACAGCUCAAAGAAGAAAUAUCUACUUUGCUCACGAAGGGUACCGAUCCGGUCGAAGGAAUCGAAAAGGCGGCGCAUCGCAUAGAAGAGCUCAAGGAAUUAACAAAAGUAUGGAAGGGGACAGCAGAGGAGAAAGGAAGGACAAAGUUUAUCGAUAGCCUUGCUAAGAUGGUUGAGGAUAGACAUAAAGAGUUGUUGCGGGAAGUAGAACAGAAUGGACGUCGUGAUGGAAGGGCGGAAUCGGAUAACGGUUCUAGAAAAGCAGCCACUGGCUCUGAUUCAGGCUCCGCGGAGAGCAAACCACUUUACGGGAUAAUGAGCCAGUUACAGAGACUCCGAGCCGGUCUAUAAUGACUCAAUGGAAGAUCAGUCAAAC
This is a messenger RNA of Annulohypoxylon maeteangense, 1177 nucleotides long. RefSeq lists its product as uncharacterized. Bases 25 to 1152 code for a protein of 375 amino acids. The transcript has a single exon. Lineage: Eukaryota; Fungi; Ascomycota; Sordariomycetes; Xylariales; Hypoxylaceae. The record is from RefSeq and is a predicted model, not a curated record.